AUGUCAGAGCGCUCCAAGCGACGCAGACUCAACCCCCAGAUAAUAGAACCAUUCCCCAACCAGUCCCCAAGUCAUGCCAACAUAGAAAACAUUCCAGACAAGAUUCUGCUGCAAAUCAUCACGCGUCUCCCCGGCCUCGAGACCCUCUGGAACCUGCUGGCCGCAUCACCGCGCUGCUUCCGCCUCUUCAACAGCCAGCCGCACACCAUUAUCGAACAACUCUUUGCCAGCCCGACGUCGAUUCUACCUCCCAAGAUACAAGAACUUGUCCGUGCUGUGAUUCUCACGAGGAGCGGUGCUCUUCUAUUCAAGAACCUGGACGAGUUCAAGUAUCGCUUCAUACAGCACAAAGUACCCGUUCACAGAAUCAAAGACAAAACAAACAUCACUCUCGGCCCCGACACUCUGACAACCCACGACAUACAACCCUCAGUAUAUCUCUCCGCCGUCGCAACAGCGCAUCACAUUUCCGCCCUCGCACACGCCUGUCUAUCAUUCUACCUCCCCCAGAUCCACAACCCCGACAUCUUCCACCCUCAACAUGCGCAGCUCCCGCUCCCAAAGUACCUCCCGCGGGGCUCGAAUCCUCCAGAGGGCGACACCACGCCUGCAUGGCAUCAGGUCUUUUUCGGACUGCCUUAUGACGUCGUCGAUGCCGGGCCGCCGAGUUGGGUGGAGGAGAUGCGUGUUGUGCGCGCGUUGUGGGUUAUUCAGCUGGUUGGAGGCGUGCGCUGCCUCGUAUUGAAAGAUUUGAACGCGUCGGGAUGGUCGUAUGAUGAUAUCAAUAGGACGCUGCCAAAGUACGCGGAUGCUGUUCCUCAGGAUGGCACCAUGAACAGCGGUGCCGAAGAGAUACAGACCGUGUUGGCAUAUCUUGAGAAACUCGGCAUCACAAACAAGGGAGAACCAUUCUACCAACUCCCAAAGCUACCUCUCGACGCAAAGCCCGUUAACCCAGUCACUCCCCUCCCCGAUCCCUGUGAAGCAACAUGGGGCGGCAUCGGAAUCAUCUACGACUAUGGCCACAAGACCGUCAAGCUCCGCCCUCCCCCGUCCGCCCUCCAACGUGCCUCAGGUCCCCAACUCAGCAAGUCUUCUCUCCGCGGCCAAGCAAGAAGCAGUCUCGAGAAUGAAAGCCCCGCGGUGACUACGCUUCGACAUUAUACUGAUGGAAAUAGUAGAUACGGCUUGCCCAUUACGAAUGCGAGGAUGGACAUUUAUAGGCCGUUUGGGCUGGCGCUGUGGGAUAGGUGGAGAUUGUGUCUUUUGGGGCUUUUGGGGGAGGGGCGGAUGGAUGAGAGGGAUCUUGAUUAUUACUGCUUUGCGUGGGAGAGUUUGAUGGAUGAGGAGUGGGUGAGGCAUGUGAGGAGGGUGUUGAGGGAGGGGGUGAGGUUGGAGGGGGGAGAGGGUGUUGAAGCUGGAUCUAGUUCUGAGGACGAUGACGAUGAGGACGAUGAUGAAGAUGAAGAGGAUGGUGAUGUGUAG
Messenger RNA from Trichoderma reesei QM6a, 1485 nucleotides. RefSeq lists its product as uncharacterized. The record is from RefSeq and is a predicted model, not a curated record. The coding region runs from base 1 to 1485 and encodes 494 amino acids. NCBI's taxonomy places the organism in Eukaryota, Fungi, Ascomycota, Sordariomycetes, Hypocreales, Hypocreaceae. The transcript has a single exon.